UAGCAUGCGCUACCUAUAAGUUUAAUUUUCACAACGUGAAAAUAUUCUGGUUAACCGUCGUAGGUUGUUAGGCAACAAGGUAAACAAGUAAGAGAGAAGCUGUGAAAAAUCAAAGCAAACAAUAAAUAAACAUUGAAGAGAUAAACAAGAGAAAUGGCUGCAGUCACUGCCCAAAGUCCCACCAGUAUGAGUCGUGCAAAGGAAUGGAGCCCGGAGGCCGAGGAGGCCUGGAGAUUCCAGGUAGCUGGUUAUAGAGAUGAACUUGACUACAAAAAUAACAAGAAGAAUAAUUAUGACAAGCAGGUAGAUAGAUGGCCACACAACGGCUAUGUGAAGAAGUUGCAACGAAAAGAUGGGUGCUGGUAUUACUACAGUAAAGGGAGAGAACUCUUGGACAAAGAUAUACCAAAAUGCAAACUCUAUGUCUACUGAAUCCCGUACAAUAUAGCACCAUUGUUCAUAAAAUCAUUUUGCCAUUUAGUUUAUGUUUGUUUGUUUUAUUUCUGUCAAAUGAAUAUACACAGUUAAGCAGCCUACCUUUGUUUUUUGUAAACAGAAAGGGGGAAAAUCAAAAAAUAUAUAUAAUAUACAGUAUGCUUUAUAGAGGUGGAAAGAAAGAACAAUCUGUUAUAUUUAUUUGCCUUAUUCAUUGAUGAAUGAUUGAUGUGUAUGGAAAAUUUAAUCAACAAACUGUGCUAAGUUUAAAAGGUUUUAACUGUUAGAAAGGGACUCUACAGUGAAUAUUUUUUUGUAUAUGUACAGUAAACAUUUGUGCCUCAUAACUGUAAAAAUGGUUACCAUGAUAACAAUUCAUCUAUUUUUUGGGAGACAAGAUAUUUUAACAAAAUUUAUUGAAAACCAGUAUAUAAGUAAAAUGUAAUGUCUGCUUUCUUUUUCAAAUCUUUCUUUUUUAUUUUUUUUUGUUUAAAUUAACAAGUCAGAUGGUUUUUAAUUUAGGCUUACACAUAUAUUUCAUAUUGUCUGGGACUGAGACAUAAAAUGAACAUUCGUUUGUGUCCGGUGGCAGUUAUUAUGUUUGGAAUUCAUAACUUUGUAUAAAUUUGCUUGAAUGGUUACAACAUUAUUUUCCAUAGUCACCCUUCAUUUUUUUAUGCAUUAUUUCCCUUACAUUUAUAUUAUAAUCAAAUGUGUUAUUUUUGUGUUCACUGUUUUUAGAUGGUACAUGUAUUUAACAGGUUGUUUUAAGGUACAUGUGUCCUGUAUCCAGAUCUAAUCUGCUGUUAAAACUACCCUUAACUUAUAUAUUCAAAUGGCUGCAAAAUAUUUUUUUUAUAAAUUUUAAUUAUAUACUAAUGUGAAUAAACUAGCCAUGUAGUAAAAUGUAUGAUUAGAAUAAUUAAGUAUUUAGGGCCUGCAGGGCCGGCAGAAUUUGAUAUUGUCCGUUUAUGUCUGAAGCAUUUCUUCUUAAUAGCCUAUGAUAUUUUAUGAAAACUUCUUCUGAAAACCUAAGCAAAACGGACUUUUGAUUUUGCCGCCCUAAAGAAAUGUCGAUCUGUGUCACAGUCUGCAAUCUUGCCAUUGGUCAGUUUUCAAAUUUGAGCACUUUGGGGCAGCCAAUCAGAUUGUUUAGCUUAAAAACCGGAUCUCAGUGUCGUUUGCAUCUUGUAUAAUCAAGGUUAAAUCGUUACUUUAGUGCAGGAACGGGUUAACUCUUAUUAAAUUUUAUAAGAAGUUAACCCGUUACUGAAAUAACGAAUGCAUGAAGGUCCUAAUAACUUUUUUUCCGAUUCUUGUGUAACUCUAUGGUGGUGAUAACAUUAAUUUUCCAUAUAUUUCUGUUGAAUGAAUGUGAAUAAGUAACUGGUAAUUAUCAGUGGGUGUCACUUAUUUCCAUAACAGCGAUAAAGAAGUAUAUUUUCUAUUUACAUUUUUCUUUACUAUCUUAUAGAAAGGGAGAGAAGUUAGACUCGAUUGUUGUCUUAGUGUGGGUUAAAUUUCAUUUAGAAAUAACUGCACGUACUAAAUUUGUGAUAAAUUAUAUAUUUGUAUAUUCCUGAGUGCUGGAUGCACUGCCACGAAAAUUGUGCACAUUUUGAUUUUCGUAUUUAUUCUCCAAUCUAACUGCAAUGUGUUUUAAUUCCUUGUAUUUUUUCCAGAAUUUUGCCAGAGGAAAAUAUGCACGAAAUUAUAUUUUUGACUUAAUAAAUGUCAGUUUAAAAUGGU
This is a messenger RNA of Ruditapes philippinarum (Manila clam), 2184 nucleotides long. RefSeq names its product meiosis expressed gene 1 protein homolog. Bases 154 to 432 code for a protein of 92 amino acids. Lineage: Eukaryota; Metazoa; Mollusca; Bivalvia; Venerida; Veneridae. The record is from RefSeq and is a predicted model, not a curated record. Gene Ontology annotation, cellular component: nucleus. The transcript has 3 exons.